This is a messenger RNA of Daktulosphaira vitifoliae (grape phylloxera), 1595 nucleotides long. RefSeq names its product N-acetyl-D-glucosamine kinase-like. The coding region runs from base 387 to 1439 and encodes 350 amino acids. The record is from RefSeq and is a predicted model, not a curated record. Lineage: Eukaryota; Metazoa; Arthropoda; Insecta; Hemiptera; Phylloxeridae. The transcript has 8 exons. Gene Ontology annotation, molecular function: N-acetylglucosamine kinase activity.
UGGAUUUCCACACUGUUAUCUGUAGCAAAACGUGUUCCUUAUCAAAUCUGACCGUUUGUAGCUAGUACUAGCAACAGCAUUACAAAACUGGAUUGUAAGGCUGAAAGAUCACAAUUAUUGAUACAAUAACAUAGUCGAUCGUUUUCGCUAAUCAGUACUAUCCGUGUACAUAAAACGUGUGUGUGGUUUUCUUUUUUUCGGCUACAUACAUUUUCGUACGUGUUAUUUUAUUUAAAUAUUAAUUUUUAAAUAAAAAAAAUUAAUUAAUUUUUAUAGCAUAAUUAAGUAACUCUACAUAUUUAGUAAAACGACAUUUAAUUGCCUAGUCUGGAUUUCUGUGAAAAACAUCAGUCGUAUAUACGCACAAAUAUUUUGAAUUAGUUAAAAUGACUGAAUCAUAUUUUGGUGGAAUAGAAGGUGGAGCUUCAGUAUCAACGGUAGUAAUAACUAAUGGUAAAGGUGAAAUUUUAGCAGAGAUAUUAGGGGAAGGAACAAAUCCAUGGAUUUUAGGAGUAAAACCUUGUUUAUCUCGAGUGAAUGAAUUGAUUAAAGAAGCCCUCAAGAAAGCCGAUCUCAACAAUAAUGUUAAGCUAAAUGGAUUAGGUCUUAGUUUAAGUGGAUGUGAAGAUGCAAUGUUUUGUAAAAAAAUUGAAACCCAAUUAAAAGAAUUUUUCCCAGAACUCACUGAUGAAGUUAUUGUUGUAAGUGAUACAUUAGCUCCAAUUGCUCUUGCUUGCCAGUCAGGAGGAGCUGUUAUAAUAUCUGGAACAGGUUCUAACAGUCUUUUAGUAAAUCCUGAUUUUACUACAAAACGAUGUGGAGGUUAUGGCCAUUUACUUGGUGAUGAAGGAAGUGCUUAUUGGAUUGCACAUAAAAGUAUAAAAACAUGUGUGGACCAUAUAGAAGAGUUAAAUUGUGCACCAAAUAAUUAUUCAAUUGAUAAUGUAUGGGAAGCUAUAAAAAAUCAUCUGAAAAUUAAUACUGAAGUCGACUUAUUUAGUAUUUUCUAUGGAGAAGACAUGGAAAAAUCACGAAUUGCUAGUCUGUGCAAAAAAAUUGCUGAUCUAGCAUUAAAAAGAGAUGAAUUGAGUUGUUGGAUUUUUAAAGAAGCAGGGAAAGAAUUAGCAAAAUUAGUUCAAACCCUAUAUCCAAGUGCUCACAAAGUUUUACACAAAGAAAAUGGAGGAUUACAUGUAGUAUGUGUUGGUUCUGUGUGGAAAAGUUGGGAUUUGCUCAAAAAUGGUUUUAUUGAACAACUUCAAAAUAAUUCAAGUAAAGGAUUUGUACAAGAAUUUACUCUGGUUGUAUUAGAUAAAACUGUAGCUCUUGGUGGAGUAUACCUAAUCGCAAAGAAAUUAAACUAUGAAUUUCCUUUUGAUUAUGAACACAAUUACAAAAUAUUGUUCCAUUAUGUGCAUAAUCCAAAUGUUUCACAAUAAUGUUCAAUAAUAAUUUUAAUUAUUUCAGUUUUAAUACUCAGUAUAUGAUAGUUAAUUUUUUUUUAUUACUGUUAAUAAAUUAUUGAUGAUAAAAACUCAAUAUUGUAGAAAUAAAAGUAAAAAUUUACUCGUUUUAGAGUGGAUUAAAUUUUUUUU